Esox lucius (northern pike) is the source of this 3983-nucleotide messenger RNA. Its product is annotated as oocyte zinc finger protein XlCOF6-like. The transcript is spliced from 3 exons. NCBI's taxonomy places the organism in Eukaryota, Metazoa, Chordata, Actinopteri, Esociformes, Esocidae. The record is from RefSeq and is a predicted model, not a curated record. Bases 646 to 2931 code for a protein of 761 amino acids. Gene Ontology annotation, biological process: regulation of transcription by RNA polymerase II. Gene Ontology annotation, cellular component: chromosome. Gene Ontology annotation, molecular function: chromatin insulator sequence binding.
UGGAAUUGUUUUGCUGUUACUAAUUGAGUGUGCUCUUAUCACGGAAAUAUCUCGUUUUAUCAUAAAAUAUCCUGUUUACAGGUUUGUACAUACUGUAACAGGUUAGCAACAAAAAUUUAUUUGGGAAGGAGGAAACAUUGUUUUGGGUUCUUAUAAGGCUUUACAGGCAUUGAAGUCCAAGUGAUUGUCUUUGCAUAUUAUUUUGUAGCUAAACGUUCUAGCCAGUCCGUCUAUCAUGUUGCAUUGAAUUGUAAUCCCCUUAUACUCACUUUAGAGACCCGCCGUAUUAUCCUUCCAACCUUGACACACCCUGGACUAGCUAGUACCAUGCCAGCCUCGUUAAGGGAAGAGGAGUGGACAAGUGGUGUUUACGUUUUUAGAGGUUUCUACACAGUGCCCUUUAAGUCAAUUUAAUCUGUAUUUUAGUGGUAAUGGUACGCUCCACGCGGUGACGCUGUGUUCUCGACCUGUGAUUCAAACCGAAGAAGACGACGCGGAAGUAAAACGGGGGAUUUACGUAUAGUAAUUAUCAUCGUAAUAUUUGGAAUUGCAUAGUUUCCCCGUGGACGAAUUAAUAUAUCUAGCAGAAUUGCCAACGAAUUAAUAUAUCUAGCAGUAUUGCCAACAUAUUUAGUCGGCCGCAACAUGUCUAGACUAAACUCGUUUCGUGUCUUUUUAAAUGAUCGUUUAACUGCAGCUCUUAUAGACAUUUUAGGGGCCGCUAAUAAGACGGUGGAGGAGUACCGGGUGGAGAAUGAUCGGCUGAGGAGAAUGUUGCGGAUCACGUCAAAGAAGCUCAGUAGAAUAGACUCUCUGCAGUUUUCUCUCUCAGUCUCUGAAGAGGAGGUUCCCCCUGAGCAGAAUUGGAGCCCCAGUCUGGGCCAGGAGGACCCAGAGCCCACACAGAUUAAAGAGGAACAGGAGGAACUCAGCACCAGUCAGGGUGAAGAACAGGAUCAAGGCCUCUUUGAUACCAAAGACCAAUGUGAUCAAGAGGAUGCAUUUCAUACACCCACACUGACUGGAUAUUCACCCCACAGUGGAUGGAAAAUGUCUACAAUUCAGUCCUUUCGUGCAUUUUUAAGUGACUGUUUAACAGCAUGUGCUGGUGUGGAGAUUUUCAGGACAUUUAAAGAAAGGGUUGCAGAGUACCAGGAGGAGAAUGAUCGGCUACGGAGAAUGCUGCGGAACGCACUGGAGAUACAGCUAUGUAGAAUAGACUCCCUGCAGUUCUUGCUCUCAGUCUCUGAAGAGGAGGUUCACCCUGAGCAGCAGAUCUAUGAGCAGGAGUGGAGCCCCAGUCUGGGGGAGGAGGACCCAGAGCUGACACAGAUUAAAGAGGAACAGGAGGAAGUCCGAACCAGUCAGGAAGAAGGCUCCAUAUUGACUCCUCUUUGUGUGAAAACUGUAUGUCAACAGGAGGUUCCAUGUCAGUCCUUGACUCUCCCUCAAACCCAGACUAUGGAGAACAGAGGAAGUGACUCUAGACCAGUUGAUCUCCAACCUUUCAGCACUGUGACCCACCUAAAGGGUCUUGACAUUCCCUGUGAACCUCCAGAUAAUCUAAAUAAUUUCUCCAGCCACAGCUCAGCUUUAAUCAGAGACCCAGUAGGAUUGGACUGCAGUCUACCAUUGGACCAAGACCCAUCAAUAGGAGAACACCGUCUGAAACUCAGCAUCACGUCUAGAAAAUCUCACCAAUGCCAGGACUGUGGUGAAAUGUUUGUUCUGAAAGCUGAUCUACUGAGGCAUGUGACUCAAACCAGGAAGAGACCUAGUGAAUGUCUCUCUUGUAGAAAACGGUACAACUCCACCUGUAAACUAAAAGCCCAUGUCAGGCUCUGUCACAGUGAGAAACCUGGUACCUGCCCAGUUUGUGGCAAGACCUUCAAACAAAAAGGACAUCUGACCAGGCACAUUCGGAUUCACACAGGAGAGAUAUCAUUUAGUUGUAGUGACUGUGGGAAACGUUUCAGUCAGAAGGACCUUAGUAAACAUAAACUGACUCACAAAGUAGAGAAACCGUUUAGCUGUGGUGACUGUGGAAAAAACUUCCGUCAGAAUGCACACCUAACCAUGCAUAAACUGACUCACACAGGAGAGAAACCAUUCAGCUGUGAUCACUGUGGGAAAAGCUUCAGUCAAAAGGGGAACCUAGCCAACCAUAAACUGAUCCACACAGGAGAGAAACCAUUCAGCUGUACAGACUGUGGGAAAAGUUUUGUACUCAAGCAGCACCUAUCCAUGCAUAAGCGCACUCACACAGGAGAGAAACCAUUCAGCUGUGGAGACUGUGGGAAAAGCUUCAAGCGGCAGGAGGUCUUAACUGUUCAUUUAAGGACUCACACAGGAGAGAUGCCAUUUAAUUGUGGUGACUGUGGGAAACGCUUCAGGCAUAAAGGGUCUUUUAAGAUACAUAUAAAGUCUCACACGGGAGAGAAACCAUUUAGCUGUGGUGACUGUGGGAAAAGCUUUACCAAGACAACGCCCUUAAAAAUUCAUUUACGGACUCACACGGGGGAGAGGCCAUUUAGCUGUAGUGACUGCGGGAAAACCUUCAAUCAGAAGGGGAAUCUAACCACACACCUGCGUAUUCACACCCGAAAGAACUCAUUGGUCUGUAGAGACUGUGGGGAAAGCUUCAGUCAGAAGGAGCACUUAACGGAACACAUACAGAAUCACACAGGAGAGAAACCAUGUAGGUGUACUGACUGUGGGAAAAGCUUCUAUAUGAAGGCGGAUCUAAGGAGGCAUAUGCUAACUCACACAGGAGAGAGACCACAUUCCUGCUCACAGUGUGAUAAAAGAUUUACCACUAAGACUCAUCUGCUCAGGCAUAUUUUCAUUAUCCAUAAAGGAGGAAAACUGGAGAGUAACAAUAAGAGGAAAGAAAAUCAGGACAAAGAGAGAAUCUUUCAGUUGAGAAAUUAAAAAGGCAGGAGUUGGACAAUAGCAAUUUUCUAUGGAAAAGCAAAUUUUCCCCUUGAUGAGCAUAUAACAUUGGAAGCACAGAAAGUAUGACGUUUUAGUACAGCGGGCAGGACAAUGUAACACCACAGACCCAAUGUAGAUUUUUAAAUUUUUGGUGUCAAUAGCCAUCUUAAAUGUUUCCGCCUGCGGCCGGUUGAUUGUUGUGGUUAUAAAUUCAAUGCAUGGAUCUUCUCUGAAGGAGCAACUUUAUAGCGCAGAUGUCAGGAGGAAUGUCUGUUUCAAAUUUUUCAGCAGCAGCAGUGUCUCUCAACAGGGCAUCAACAUUGUGUCUUGACAUUAACGACCCUAUGGUUUAUUACUGUUUUGCUGACUGGUGGAAUGACCCAAGUUUGAACCAUGAGUGUGUCAUGAUUUAUUGCCCGGACCUUCAAGAAAGCUGGGGGACAAAAGAUAAACCCCACCCAGGGGAUUGCCAAAAAAAGCAUGAUCAGAUUGCGUCAUACAAGACGUUUCUUUAUAAAGCCAGGGCCCAAACCUUAGAAUUUUGGGUGUAUCUGCAGAAGGGCCUGGCUUUGAUGACUGACAUUGUUCUGAGAUCUUCAUUAAAGUCUGUGGGAUUCAUAAGUUCCUGAGUAUUGGUGCAGAAAGAGUGGACUUGGUUUUCCACAAAACCAUAAGCCAAUACAAUUAUUUUUUUAAUUAUUUAUUUUACUCUUCAGUGCUCUCCCCUCUGGCAGAAGGUUGAGGUCUAUCAGGACCAAAACUUCUCACCACACGAACAGUUUCUCUCCUACAUCAGUAGGCCUCAUGAAUAUGCCCUGGAACCAAACUGACUAUAGACCGCUCUCCACAUACACACACAACCCUCAACCAGACAUAUUUUAAACCCUCCCCACACACUCAGACAACCCUCAACUAGACAAAAUCUUGUAUAUUUUCUUUAGUCAUUUAUUAAUGCUCAAUCUACUGUUCUUAUGUGUUUUUAUUUCCCUCAUUCCUUCUGUAUAAAUUGUGGCAUCAACGACCAGAACAAAUUCCUUAUAGGUUGUGAA